GCGGGAGCGGGCACGCACAGCUCAGCGCGGUGACACGCAGCCACCAGCCCCGCCAGCAUGGCCACCAGCCCCGCGGGGGACAGGGGUGCCCCGAGGGUGCCCUGCUCCUGAGACCCCAGCCCAGGAACUGCAGAUCUGGCUGGGAGAACAUGGCCACUUCAGUGAGGACCUUCCCCCUCGGCCUGUGGGCACCGACGCCGGCGCCCUGGCCGGGAGGAAACACCACCGGGGCGCCAGAGGAGAAGUGCGUCUUUGACGAGGAGUUCAAGUUCAUCCUGCUGCCCGUGUCCUACGGCAUCGUCUUCGUGGUGGGGCUGCCCCUCAACUCCUGGGCCCUGUGGAUGUUCACCUGCAGGAUGAGGCCCUGGAACGCCACCACCAUCUACAUGUUCAACCUGGCGGUCUCCGACACGCUCUACGUCCUCUCCCUCCCCACCCUGGUCUACUAUUACGCCGACCGCAACAACUGGCCCUUCGGGAAAGGGCUCUGCAAGUUCGUGCGCUUCCUCUUCUACGCCAACCUCUACAGCAGCAUCCUCCUCCUCACCUGCAUCAGCGUUCACCGCUACAUGGGCAUCUGCCACCCCAUCCGCUCCCUCAAGUGGGUGAAGACCAAGAAAGCCCGCAUCAUCUGCGUGGGCGCCUGGCUCGUUGUCACCAUCUGCCUCAUCCCCAACCUCAUCUUUGUCACCACCAGCUCCAAGGACAACAGCACCCUGUGCCAUGACACCACCAAGCCCGAGGAGUUUGACCAUUACGUGCACUACAGCUCUUCUGUCAUGGCCCUCCUCUUCGGGGUCCCCUUCCUGGUCAUCGUCCUGUGCUACUGCCUGAUGGCCAAGAGGCUUUGCAAGUCCAGCUUCUCCAGCCCCGUCUCCCGAAUGCCCUCCUACAAGAAGCGCUCCGUCAAGAUGAUCGUCAUCGUGCUCGCCGUCUUUGCCGUCUGCUUCGUGCCCUUCCACGUCACCCGGACCAUCUACUACACCUCCCGCUACUUCCAAGCCAACUGCCAGACCCUCAACAUCAUCAACUUCAGCUACAAGAUCACGAGGCCCCUGGCCAGCAUCAACAGCUGCCUCGACCCCAUCUUGUACUUCAUUGCCGGGGACAAGUACCGGGGGCGGCUGCGCCGGGGGCCGGCCCAUCGGCUCCGGCCCGUGCCCACCUACGACCUGGCCCUGGUGUCCCCCUCUACAGACAAUGUCACGGGAGGCAGCCACACUGCCAGUGACACCCGAGGGACAGGGACGGCACGGAGCAGAGGUGGCUGCUGAGGGGCCCACAGAGGGGUUACAGGAACCUCACCCCUGGUCUCCAUCAGUGCACCCCCUUGUCGCGGCACCCCCAAACCUGUCCCUGGCAGGGCAGGCACCGUGGGGCUGAGGAUGGGUGGCUGUGGGUCUUGUUCCAGCCCUGCCGUGGGAGAAGGGUGUCAGUAGUGCCGGGGCAGGACAGCCACCUUCCCAUGGGAGUGGGAAGGACACUGAGAAAGCCGCCCUGGGAUAGCAGGCUGGCCCGCAGCACACGUCCCAUCCCGGGGUGCUCCCUGGGGACACCUGGGGGCUGGCAGGUCACUACAGAGGAGGGACACUCCCCAGGCACUGCCCUCUCAGCAGCCACCUGAGGGGACUGGACUGAACCCAGGCACAGAGGUGACACCAGGCCCCGUGUGUGCCUGGCAGAAGCCCUCAGAGAUGUCCCCAUCACACUGCUGGCCUUGGGAGAGGUGGGGAGGGACUCAGCACGGGGCACCCGCUGCCCAUCACCCCCCCCAAUAAAGCCCCUUCCCCUUUCUGUACAAA
Molecule: messenger RNA, 1802 nt
Organism: Apus apus (common swift)
Lineage: Eukaryota; Metazoa; Chordata; Aves; Apodiformes; Apodidae
Gene: P2RY4
Product: pyrimidinergic receptor P2Y4
Exons: 2
Coding region: 150-1274 (374 amino acids)
Biological process (GO): transepithelial chloride transport; G protein-coupled receptor signaling pathway
Cellular component (GO): plasma membrane
Molecular function (GO): G protein-coupled UTP receptor activity; G protein-coupled purinergic nucleotide receptor activity
Source: RefSeq, a predicted model, not a curated record